AUGGCCUCCCUGCAGGUCAACACCGACGCCCAGGAGGAGGAGGACGACGAGGACGACGAGGAAGACGAUGACGACGAGGACGACGACGACGAAGACGAUGACGACGAAGACGACAAGGGCAGCCGGUCGGCCGCCGAGGGCGGGCAGCAGAAGGAGCAGACGGAAUCCAGGAAGAGGAAGGCGGAGGAGGCGCUCGGCGAGGGCUCAGGGGGCGGGGCCAAGCCCAAGGUGCUCCCCUUCAACCCGGAGACCUCCGCCGUCAUGGUUACGUCGGCGACGUUGGAGAGCCGGAUGAGGAUGUUGGACGCCUGUUCUGCAUCUAUGUCCACCACCCGGCCCGAGGGGGCGGAGCCUCAGCAGCAGCAGCAGGCGGACAUCGGGCCCUCGCAGAUGGUCCAGGGGCCCCAGGAGCCUCCGUGCCUGCCGCUGCCCGGGGACUUCCUGGGCGACGCCAUGGGCAACGAGCUCUUCAACUGCCGCCGCUUCAUCGGCCCCCAGCAUCACCACCAUCACCACCACGAAGGCCCCACGGUGGAGGACAUGCUGAGCGCCGACGACGUGAGCUGCAGCAGCUCCCAGGUCAGCGCCAAGUCCGAGAAGAACAUGGCCGACUUUGACGGCGAGGAGUCGGGCUGCGAGGAGGAGCUGGUCCAGAUCAACUCGCACGCCGAGCUCAGCUCCCACCUGCAGCAGCACCUCCCCAACCUGGCCUCCAUCUACCACGAGCACCUGGUGCAAGGUCCGGCGGUCCAUAAGCACCAGUACUCCGGCGGCCACGCGGUGACCGACAUCAACCUGGACAACGUCUGCAAGAAGGGGAACACGCUGCUGUGGGACCUGGUGCAGGACGAGGACGCGAUUCAUCUCUCUGAAGGUCUGAUCAACGAGGCGGAGAAGCUCUUGUGUUCGCUCGUCUGUUGGUUCACCGACCGGCAGAUCCGCAUGCGCUUCAUCGAGGGUUGCCUUGACAACCUGGCCCACCACAGGUCUGUUGUGGUUUCUUUGCGUCUUCUCCCCAAACUUUUCGGCACUUUUCAGCAGUUUGGCUCCAGUUACGACACCCACUGGAUCACCAUGUGGGCGGAGAAGGAGCUGCACAUGAUGACGCUGUUCUUCGACAACCUGCAGCACUACAUCCAGGAAGUCCGAGAGCACCGGCACAAGUUCGCCCUUUACAGCCACAGCGCGGAGGUCCAGGUCCGUCUGCAGUUCCUCACCUGCGUCUUCUCCACUCUGGGCUCUCCGGACCACUUCAGACUGAGUCUGGAGCAGGUGGACAUCCUGUGGCACUGCCUGGUGGAGGACGCCGAGUGCUACGACGACGCGCUGCACUGGUUCCUCAAUCAGGUCCGCAGCAAGGAUCAGCAUGCAAUGGGCAUGGAGACGUACAAGCACCUGUUCCUGGAGAAGAUGCCCCAGCUGAAGCCGGAGACCAUCAGCAUGACCGGCCUGAACCUCUUCCAACACCUCUGUAACUUGGCCCGCCUCGCCACCAGCUCGCUGGACAACGCCUCCAGCUGUGAGCUGUGUGGGAUGGACCAGCUGUGGGGCAUAGCUCUGAGAGCUCAGUCGGCCGACAUCAGCCGCGCCGCCAUCCAGUACAUCAACUCCUACUACAUCAACGCUGGUAAGACGGGCCUGGAGAAGGAGCAGGAGUUCAUCAGGAAGUGCAUGGAGAGUCUCCUGAUGGCCUCGGCCAACCUGGAGAAGGACGCGCACUCCAGCCUGACGAGCAUCGAGCGGGGGCUCCUCAUGCUCAAGACGCACCUGGAGGCCUUUCGGCGCCGGUUUGCGUACCACCUGCGUCAGUGGCAGAUCGAGGGCACGGGGAUCAGCAGCCACCUGAAGGCGCUGAGCGACAAGCAGUCGCUGCCGCUCAGGAUCGUCUGCCAGCCGGCCGGCCUCCCCGACAAGAUGACGAUCGAGAUGUACCCCAGCGACCAGGUGGCAGACCUGCGGGCGGAGGUGACCCACUGGUACGAGAACCUGCAGAAGGAGCAGAUGAACCAGCAGGCACAGCUGCAGGAGUUCGGCCAGAGCGGCCGGCAGGCGGCGGACUUCCCAGGAGGCUUGAUGGGACCGGUCCGCAUGAUCUCCUCCGGCCACGAGCUGACGACCGACUACGACGAGAAGACGCUGCACGAGCUCGGCUUCAAAGACAUGCAGAUGGUGUUCGUGUCUCUGGGAGCUCCGCGCAGGGAGAGGAAGGGCGAGGGCGUCCAGCUGCCGGCCUCCUGCCUGCCCCCCCCCCAGAAGGAGCACAUCCCCAUGCUGCUGCUCCUGCAGGAGCCACACCUCCCCACGCUAUUCGACCUGCUGGAGAUGCUCGCCUGCUUCAAGCCGCCCGGCCCCAACACGGAGAAGGUCCAGGACAACCCCGAGAAUGCGCGGUGCGAGGAGCUUCACCUGCACGCGGAGAACCUGUCCCGCCGGGUUUGGGAGCUGCUGAUGCUGCUGCCUACAUGUCCCAAGAUGCUUCAGGCCUUCCAGAACAUCUCGGAUGACACGAAUGGGGAGGGUCUUUGCUGGAAGGAGCUGCUGAGGAUCAAAAGCCCCCACAAGCUGUUGUACGCUCUGGAGAUCAUCGAGUCUCUGGGGAAACCCAACCGACGCAUCCACCGGGAAUCCACGGGCAGCUACAGCGACCUGUACCCCGACUCCGACGACUCCAGUGAGGAUCAGAUCGAGAACAGCAAGAACACCUGGAGCUGCAAGUUUGUGUCGUCUGGAGGCCUCCAGCUGCUCCUGGAGAUCUUUAACUCGGGCAUCCUGGAGCCCAAAGACCAGGAGUCCUGGACUGUGUGGCUGCUGGACUGCCUGGCCUGCCUGCUGAAGCUGAUCUGCCAGUUCGCCGUGGACCCCGCGGACCUGGACCUGGCCUACCACGACGUCUUCUCCUGGUCCGGCCUCGCCGACAGCCAGCGCAAGAGGGCGUGGGCGGGCAAAUCCCGCAAGUCCACCGUGGAGCACGGCAAAGGCCUGCACAUCCCCCGGCUGACGGAGGUGUUCCUCAGCCUCGUCCAGGGCACCAACCUCAUCCAGCGCCUGAUCAACGUGGCCUACACGUACGACAACCUCGCACACAGAGUUCUGAAGGCUCAGUCGGACCACAGGUCUCGUCAUGAGGUGACUCACUACUCCAUGUGGCUGCUGGUGAGCUGGGCUCACUGCUCCUCCACGGUGAAAUCCAGUCUGGCCGACAGCGACCACCUCCACGACUGGCUGAAGAAACUCACCCUGCUGGUACCCGAGCCGGCUGUGAGACACGAGGCGUGCAACGGCCUCUACAAGCUGUCGCUGUCGGGUCUGGAGGGCGGCGAGUCCAUCAACAGGUCCUUCCUGCUGCUCGCCGCCUCCACGCUGCUCAAGUUCCUGCCGGACGCACAGGCCCUCAAGCCACUCAGGGUGGAGGACUACGAGGAGGAGCCCCUGCUGAGGAUGGGCUGUAAGGAAUACUUCUGGCUGCUGUGCAAGCUCACCGACAACAUCCACGUGAAGGACAACAUCCACGUGAAGGACGCGGGUCAGAAGGUCUCUCCCUCUCUGUCGCUGGCCGGCUCCAUGCAGACCACCCUGCUGGACCUGGACGCCCUCGCACGCCACCUCGCCGACUGCAUCCGGAGCCGUGAGAUCCUGGACCAGCAGGACGGCGCCAUCGAGGACGACGGGCUGACGGGCCUCCUGCGCCUCGCCACCAGCGUCCUGAAGCACAAGCCGCCCUUCAAGUUCUCCCGCGAGGGUCAGGAGUUCCUGCGCGACGUGCACAACCUCCUGUUCCUGCUGCCCAGCCUGGCCGACCGCGCGCAGCCCAAGUGCAAGUCGCACGCCGCCCGCGCCGCCGCCUACGACCUGCUGGUGGAGACGGUGAAGGGCUCGGUGGAGAACUACCGGCUGCUGCACAACUGGGUGAUGUCGCAGCACAUGCAGGCCUCUCACGCCCCGUACAAGUGGGACUACUGGCCCCACGACGACGUGCGGGCCGAGUGCCGCUUCGUGGGCCUCACCAACCUGGGGGCCACCUGCUACCUGGCCUCCACCAUCCAGCAGCUCUACAUGAUCCCCGAGGCCCGCCAGGCCGUCUUCACGGCCAAGUACGCUGAGGACAUCAAACACAAGACCACGCUGCUGGAGCUGCAGAAGAUGUUCACGUACCUCAUGGAGAGCGAGAGGAAAGCGUACAACCCCCGUCCGUUCUGCAAGACGUACACCAUGGACAAGCAGCCGCUCAACACCGGGGAGCAGAAGGACAUGACGGAGUUCUUCACCGACCUCAUCACCAAGAUCGAGGAGAUGUCGCAGGAGCUGAAGAACACCGUGAAGACUUUGUUCGGAGGCGUCAUCACCAACAACGUCGUCUCUCUGGACUGCGACCACGUCAGCCAGACGGCGGAGGAGUUUUACACCGUCCGAUGUCAGGUGGCGGACAUGAAGAACAUCUACGAAUCUCUGGACGAGGUGACCAUCAAGGACACGCUGGAGGGGGACAACAUGUACACCUGCUCCCAGUGCGGCAAGAAGGUCCGGGCCGAGAAAAGGGCGUGUUUCAAAAAGCUGCCGCGCAUCCUGAGCUUCAACACCAUGAGGUACACCUUCAACAUGGUGACGAUGAUGAAGGAGAAGGUCAACACCCACUUCUCCUUCCCGCUGCGCCUCGACAUGACGCCGUACACCGAGGACUUCCUCAUGGGCAAAGGGGAGCGCAAAGAGGGUUUCCGAGAAGAAGGCGAGUCGAAGGUCACUGAGAGCUACGAGUACGACCUCAUCGGCGUCACGGUGCACACGGGCACGGCGGACGGCGGCCAUUACUACAGCUUCAUCAGGGACAUCGUCAACCCGCACGCCUACAAGAACAACAAGUGGUACCUGUUCAACGACGCCGAGGUGAAGCCCUUCGACUCGGCACAGCUGGCGUCCGAGUGCUUCGGAGGAGAAAUGACGACGAAAACCUACGACUCCGUCACGGACAAGUUCAUGGAUUUCUCUUUUGAGAAGACGCACAGCGCCUACAUGCUCUUCUACAAGCGGGUGGAGCUGGAGGAGGAGAACGGGAAGGACUUCAGCUUCGACGUCUCUCCUGAUCUGCUGGAGUGGAUUUGGCACGACAACAUGCAGUUUCUCCAGGACAAAAACAUAUUUGAACACACGUACUUUGGGUUCAUGUGGCAGCUGUGCGGCAGCAUCCCCAGCACCCUGCCGGACCCCAAAGCCGUCUCCCUCAUGACCGCCAAGCUCAGCACCUCCUUCGUCCUGGAGACCUUCAUCCACUCCAAGGAGAAGCCCACCAUGCUGCAGUGGAUCGAGCUCCUCACCAAGCAGUUCAACAACAGCCAGGCCGCCUGCGAGUGGUUUCUGGAUCGGAUGGCCGAUGACAACUGGUGGCCGAUGCAGAUCCUCAUCAAGUGCCCCAAUCAGAUCGUCAGACAGAUGUUCCAGAGGUUGUGUAUUCACGUCAUCCAGAGGCUCCGCCCGGUUCACGCUCACCUCUACCUGCAGCCCGGCAUGGAGGACGGCUCUGACGACAUGGACGGGCCGGUGGAGGACAUCGGCAGCCGGUCCUGCGUGACGCGCUUCGUGAAGACGCUGCUGUCCAUCAUGGAGCACGGCGUGAAGCCGCACAGCAAACACCUCACGGAGUACUUCGCCUUCCUCUACGAGUUCGCCAAGAUGGGCGAGGAGGAGAGUCAGUUCCUGUUGUCUCUCCAAGCCAUUUCCAUCAUGGUCCAUUUCUACAUGGGAACCAAAGGCCCAGAGAACCCUCAGGUGGAGGUGCUGUCGGAGGAGGAGGGGGAGGAGGAGGACGAGGAGGAGGACAUCUUGUCUCUGGCGGAGGAGAAGUAUCGACCGGCCGCUCUGGAGAAGAUGAUCGCGCUCAUCGCUCUGCUGGUGGAGCAGUCUCGCUCCGAGAGACACCUGACUCUGUCUCAGAGCGACAUGGCGGCGCUGACGGGGGGGAAAGGUUUCCCCUUCCUCUUCCAGCACAUCCGAGACGGCAUCAACAUCCGGCAGACCUGCAACCUCAUCUUCAGCCUCUGUCGCUAUAACAACCGCCUGGCCGAGCACAUUGUGUCGAUGCUCUUCACCUCCAUCGCAAAGCUGACUCCGGAGGCCGCCAACCCUUUCUUCAAGCUGCUGACGAUGCUGAUGGAGUUUGCGGGCGGACCUCCGGGGAUGCCCUCCUUCGCCUCCUACAUCCUGCAGAGGAUCUGGGAGGUGAUCGAGUACAACCCGUCCCAGUGUCUGGACUGGCUGGCGGUCCAGACCCCCAGGAACAAGCUGGCCCACAGCUGGGUGCUGCAGAACAUGGAGAACUGGGUGGAGCGCUUCCUGCUGGCUCACAACUACCCCCGGGUCCGCACAUCGGCGGCCUACCUGCUCGUCUCCCUCAUCCCCAGCAACUCGUUCCGCCAGAUGUUUCGCUCCACGCGCUCGCUCCACCUGCCGACCCGCGAGCUGCCGCUGUCGCCCGACACUACCGUGGUCCUCCACCAGGUGUACAACCUGCUGCUCGGGCUGCUGGGCCGCGCCAAGCUGUACGUGGACGCCAGCGUCCACGGCACCACCAAGCUGGUCCAGUACUUCAGCUUCAUGACCUACUGCCUCAUCUCCAAGACCGAGAAGCUCAUGUUCUCCGGCUACUUCAUGGACCUGUGGAACCUCUUCCAGCCCAAGCUCUCGGAGCCGGCCAUCGCCACCAACCACAACAAGCAGGCGCUGCUGUCCUUCUGGUACAACAUGUGCGUGGACUGCCCGGAGAACGUCCGGCUGGUGGUGCAGAACCCGGUGGUCACCAAGAACAUCGCCUUCAACUACAUCCUGGCCGACCACGACGACCAGGAGGUGGUGCUCUUCAACCGCGGCAUGCUGCCCGCCUACUACGGCAUCCUGAGGAUGUGCUGCGAGCAGUCGCCCGCCUUCACGCGGCAGCUCGCCUCGCAUCAGAACAUCCAGUGGGCCUUCAAGAACCUCACGCCGCACGCCAGCCAGUACCCCGGGGCGGUGGAGGAGCUGUUCAACUUGAUGCAGCUGUUCGUGGCGCAGAGGGCCGACAUGAGGGAGGAGGAGCUGGAGGACGUCAAGCAGUUCAAGAAGACCACCAUCAGCUGCUACCUGCGCUGCCUGGACGGCCGGUCCUGCUGGACCACGCUCAUCAGUGCCUUCAGGGUUCUGCUGGAGAACGACGAGGACCGCCUGCUGGUGGUCUUCAACAGGGGACUGAUCCUCAUGACUGAGUCCUUCAACACGCUGCACAUGAUGUACCACGAGGCGACGGCGUGCCACGUCACCGGGGACCUGGUGGAGCUGCUCUCCAUCUUCCUGUCCGUCCUCAAAGCCACGCGGCCGUACCUGCAGCGCAAAGAUGUGAAGCAGGCUCUGAUCCAGUGGCAGGAGAGGAUCGACUUCGCCCACAAGCUGCUCACACUCCUCAACUCCUACAGCCCGCCCGAGCUCCGCAACGCCUGCCUGGACGUGCUGAAGGAACUCGUUCUGCUGAGUCCUCACGACUUCCUGCACACGCUGGUUCCCUUCCUGCAGCACAACCACUGCACCUACCACCACAGCAACAUCCCCAUGUCGUUCGGCCCGUAUCUUCCCUGCAGAGAGAACAUAAAGCUCAUGGGAGCCAAGAACAACAUCCGGCCCCCGAGACCAGAGCUCAACAUGUGUCUGCUGCCGUCCAUGGUGGAGAGCAGCAAGGGUAAAGACGAGGUGUACGACCGCAUGCUGCUGGACUACUUCCUGUCCUACCACCAGUUCAGUCACCUUCUGUGUCGCGUCGCCAUCAACUGCGAGAAGUUCACGGACACGCUCGUCAAGCUGAGUGUGUUGAUAGCGUACGAGGGGCUCCCUCUCCACCUCGCCAUCUUCCCCAAACUGUGGACGGAGCUCUGUCAGUCGCAGUCGGUGCUGGCGAAGUCGUGCGUGAAGCUGCUGUGCGAGGACCCGGUGUUCAGCGAGUACAUCAAGUGCAUCCUGAUGGACGAGCGGACGUUCCUCAACAACAACGCGGCGUACGCCUUCCUCACCUGCUUCCUGCACAAGGUCCAGGUGCUGUCGGGCCCCAGCUGCUCCAACCUGAUUGGUGUUCUGGUGACCAACCUGCUGAGUGAGCAGAGCAGCCUGCAGCCCGAGCUGGCGGCGCACCGCCCGGAGCUCAGCAAGACGAGCGGCCUGCUGAACGCCGAACUGAGGGCCUUGCUGCUGCUGCUGUCCGUCCAGCCCCCCCAGGCGGUGGAUCCGGCCCUCUGCCCCGCCUUGCAGGAGCUGCUCGGUCGCUGCCGCGCCUGUGUCCAGCGGCGCAGCGUCCUGGAGCUGGAGGCCAAGGAGCACAAGGCCAAAGCUGAGGACGACGGGGCGACCCCGGUGAAGCGGCGGCGUGUGAGCAGCGACGACGACCGAGCCGGCGAUCCGCCGCCGCUCUGCGUGGCCUCCACCUCUUCCUCGUCUUCCUCGGUGCUCCCGCUGGGCGGCGAGCCGAAGCCCGACCAGCAGGAGGCGCUGACGCCGGCCAGCACCUCGGACACGGAGACGCGAGACUCCUCCUCGCUGAUCGACCCGGGCACCGAGCAGGACCCGCCCUCGCCCGACGCCGCCUCCUCCGGAAACGUGGACUCCUCCCCCAAGGAGGAGAAGAUGGAGGCGUCGUCGUCGUCCUCCUCCUCGUUCUCCUCCUCCUCCUCCCUGCUGCAGGAGGCGGGGGAGAGCUUUGCGCAGGGGGAGGAGCCUGAACUGGCGCGACUCGUGGCGGCGGAUGACGAUGCGGAGCGCCGGGAGGCGAGGAGGGGCGAGCCGAUGAACGCCCAAUCGGAGGAGGCGAAGGACGAGAAGGAGGCGGGCUCUAAGACCGGCGGCUCGGCCACGCCCCUCUCGGAGGACUCCGCCUUCCCAUCAGCUGUCGGGCUGGUGGGGGAGGGGCCUGAGGGCUGCGGUGGCCACGCCCCCUCCUCCUCCUCGCCACAGGUGCUCCCGAGCGCCGUCCCCCCACCCGACAUGCUGGACAUGCUGCACAGGACGGUGGAAGCCACCAUCGCCAUAGUUACCAAACUGUCCGUUAAGGACCCGCCCUCUUCAUGACAUCAUCAACUCGCAGCUGCCAUGAGAUCUUUAACAAAAACGUCAACUUUCUUCUUUUUUUUCUGCUCUGAGGGGAGAAAAAAAAAGUUUUCCUGUUUCUCUUCUCUUUCUUCUUCUUCUGCUGUUUGUGUGCUGCUGGUCGUUGCCUCCUGCUGAUGUUCAGUCGGUUGAUCUUUCAGCUUCAGUGGCGCUCGCCUUGUCGUUUCGCUCUCUAGAACUCUGACUCCUCCCACAGACGACGCCCCCUGCUGGACAAACGAAGAAGAGAAACGGACGUCGUACGAAGCUAUCGCACAUUUUUUUUUUUUUUUCCUUUGUGUGUUUUAUACUGAUUUGAAUUUGUUUUUGAACGUGAUUUUUAUUUUGAGGUUUUCGCCGUCGCGGGGGGGAAAUGUUUACAGGACUCGUCUCCUCCCCGCCUGUACUUUAAUUUUAUUGCAUUUUUACUGUGUAUGGAAAACGGUCGUCCUCUCUCGUGCCAGUUUUUUUGUACUUUAAUGAACGAGGCAAAAGGGAAAAGUUGCCUUGACUUCUUCUGUGGUUUAAAUAUCCAGAAACUUAAGUUUACCUGUAAAUUAAGAGAACCACAAGAAACUUGAUUCCGUAAAGAAUCCUCCGAGUCAUUGCCUGAAGGUGUAUAUGAAAACUAUAUAAAUAUAUAUAUAAAUAUCUUUAUAUAUAUAUGAAUAUAUUAAAAGCGGUGCUUUAUUUGACUGGUUGUAAUAAAGCCCCCCCCCCCCCCCCAAACAUGUUGGACCAGCUGGAGCUUUUAUUUUCUUUACUGAAGUACAUUCCAUAAUCUAUUGUUUAUUUUUUCGCUUCUGCUGUGUUCUGAGUUUCUUCUGAUUUUAUUUUAAUAGAGAAUAAAUUAAUAAAAACAGUUUUAAUAAGAAGAAUUAUGAACUGAAGUCCAUGUGGAGCUGUGGGUCUUUAUUCUUUUCCCCUCCAGCGUUUGUUGAACAGGAGAUGGAAGUUUUUAAUAGUUUUCAGGCUGCAGACCUCGAGAAGUACGGCAAGCCACAUGGAUCACACAGCCUCGUAUACAUAGCGGAGACGAGUCGCUGUCCGCCGGCAGUUUGAAUCCCACCGCGCCGCCGUCCGCCUGAGACAAAGAGAAGGCGGUGAGUAGAACCCAGAGCAGCGUGUUUCUACUCCUGUGUGAUUUAAAACAUCUCAGGUCAAUCUGUAACUUCUCUACGCCACGAGGUGACGGCUGUUCAUCUACUUCCUGUCCAGGUUAAAGUGUUUCCUUCAUGUUUCAAUAAGCUCCUCCCACUUCUUCAGAUUAAUAAACUCUUUAAAAAGCC
Pseudoliparis swirei is the source of this 10379-nucleotide messenger RNA. It is a transcript of the gene usp34, whose product is annotated as ubiquitin specific peptidase 34. Lineage: Eukaryota; Metazoa; Chordata; Actinopteri; Perciformes; Liparidae. Bases 1 to 9072 code for a protein of 3023 amino acids. Gene Ontology annotation, molecular function: cysteine-type endopeptidase activity; cysteine-type deubiquitinase activity. Gene Ontology annotation, cellular component: cytosol; nucleus. Gene Ontology annotation, biological process: protein deubiquitination. The record is from RefSeq and is a predicted model, not a curated record. The transcript is spliced from 67 exons.